GAUCCGUCAUCCGUCGCGGCUAGAGAGCGUGGCGGCCGCGGAGCGGCCAGACAGCUGCGGGGCGUGUCGAAGCGCCAGCGGCGAGAGAGAGCGAAGACGGCGUAAGCUUGGCCGCACGCCUGCUGCUGCUACUGCCGCCGCGCCGGUGCCGUCCCUCCCGACUCGGAUUCAGUACGUCGGACUCGUCUCGUUGUUUGCGGCUGCACUCCUCGUUUCACUACCCCACCUACCAAAAUGGACGCCAUCAAGAAGAAGAUGCAGGCGAUGAAGAUCGAGAAGGACAACGCUCUCGAUCGCGCCGAUGCCGCCGAAGAAAAAGUCCGUCAGAUCACUGAAAAGCUUGAGCGAGUUGAGGAAGAGCUCCGAGACACGCAAAAGAAAAUGAUGCAGACGGAAAAUGACCUCGACAAGGCUCAGGAAGAUCUUUCUGCCGCUACCAGCCAACUGGAGGAGAAGGACAAGAAAGUCCAGGAGGCUGAGGCAGAGGUAGCUGCCCUGAAUCGUCGUAUGACUCUUCUAGAAGAGGAACUUGAACGUGCUGAAGAACGUUUGAAGAUUGCCACCGAAAAACUCGAAGAGGCCACUCACAAUGUCGACGAAUCCGAGCGUGUACGCAAGGUGAUGGAAAACCGCUCAUUCCAAGAUGAAGAGCGUGCAAACACCAUUGAAGCCCAGCUCAAAGAAGCCCAAAUGCUUGCCGAGGAAGCUGACCGAAAAUACGAUGAGGUAGCCCGUAAGCUGGCCAUGGUUGAAGCCGACCUUGAAAGAGCUGAGGAACGUGCCGAAGCCGGAGAGAACAAGAUCGUCGAACUCGAAGAAGAGCUACGUGUCGUUGGUAAUAACCUGAAGUCACUCGAAGUAUCCGAGGAGAAAGCCCUACAACGUGAAGACUCAUACGAGGAACAGAUCCGUACCAUUUCCGCUCGUCUGAAGGAGGCUGAAACCCGUGCUGAAUUCGCUGAGCGUUCAGUACAAAAGCUGCAGAAGGAGGUCGACAGACUCGAAGAAGAAAAAGAUGAAGCUGAUCGAAAGAAUCGUCAGCUUCAAGAAGAACUCGAUCACCUUCUCACGGAACUUAACGGUGUUUAAAUUCACACAAACAAUCAAAGACAUACCAAACAUGUCUCUCUCGCCUCUCUCUUCCUAUGAAGAAGACAAACGAGUGAUGGAGCUGCCAAGCACCCUCGGCGUGUUUCCUACAACAUUUCCUCCAGUGUUUUUGCUUUUUCUUCCGGAAAUUUGCGUGCGGUUGUGUGUUUUUGUUUUCUCUAAAAGUUUUUGAAACAUGUUUGUUCUUCUAGAGUGCUAGCUGUUUUUUUUUCUCUCACACAUAAAUUGUUCUUUUUAGUUUUGAAAAUCUAAUUCGAAUGCAAUGUUUGUUGAUACUCCAUACUAAUCAUUCAUAGAUUGGUUUUAAUCAUUCAAUACAUAGCCGGUGUUAGUGAAUCAAUUUUAUUUUCAAAAACAUUGUAUUGUCUGCACUCACCCACAACAACGAUUUCCAAAUCCCUCGAACCCCCAAUUUUAUACAAAUUUAUCAAUACCUUCGCAUGAAAUUUCUCUUACAACGUCUUUGUGGCUAUUUAUCUCUGACUUUACACCUUUGUCUGUCUAUCUGUCUUUGCCUGAAAGAAGAUUUACGUGCAUCCGUUUUGUCUGUCAAUGUGUGUGU
This is a messenger RNA of Cylicocyclus nassatus, 1672 nucleotides long. The record is from the annotation of a GenBank genome assembly. NCBI's taxonomy places the organism in Eukaryota, Metazoa, Nematoda, Chromadorea, Rhabditida, Strongylidae.